This is a messenger RNA of Colletotrichum destructivum, 2107 nucleotides long. RefSeq names its product Putative Ran binding protein RanBP1. The record is from RefSeq and is a predicted model, not a curated record. Bases 311 to 1777 code for a protein of 488 amino acids. Gene Ontology annotation, cellular component: nuclear pore; cytoplasm. Gene Ontology annotation, molecular function: GTPase activator activity. Gene Ontology annotation, biological process: intracellular transport. The transcript has 4 exons. NCBI's taxonomy places the organism in Eukaryota, Fungi, Ascomycota, Sordariomycetes, Glomerellales, Glomerellaceae.
AGCUGAACUUCUUCGACCACGACUCCCCCCAAAAGCCCAGUUGCGCCGACCACCCAACGACGUGUGUUAUUGACUCUCAACUGAUAUUGCCUGCGACUAUUGUGUAGAUACCUCUCAUCUUUUAGAGAGGACCCACUACUUAUUUUUCUGCCUCCUGUGUGGCUACUCAAAUAUUACCUGCCAGUAAUUUCUACGCUUGGCUGCUUACCACCGCCUCCACCAUUUGCAAAGUCGGGCAGAAGAAACCUCCACAUCACUUGACGACGACACCGACGACAACGAAGCCGCUUUGCCUUACCAACCUGUCGCAAUGGUCGACGACUCUCAACCCGGCAGUCCAAGGUCCGACCCGAUCGACGCAAAGGAGGACGCCGAAACUGCUGCUGCCCGCAAGGAACUGAAGCAUACGGCUAUUUCAGAGAAGCCUCUCGCGGAUGGCCCCACCGCCGAGACCACACCCUCCGGGUCGCAAAACGAGGACCAUAAGGAGCGCGUCUCGUCACCGAAGAAGAAGCGGGCGCAUGACCAGUUAGACGAAGACAACGACGUUGAUGAGGCUGACGACAAGAGCGUUGUCUCGAGUGACUCGGCUAAGGACAGGGCUUCGCGAUUGGAGCCCGAGAAGAAGAGACACAGAGACGAGAUUGCCACCUCUACUGACACUGCGGGCGAUAUUUCUGCGCCGCCAGCUGCCGCCGUCGACAAGAAGACGCAGGAAAACGUCAGGAACGAAGGCACAUUUGCGACAUCACAAGACUCAGCCAAGGACGAGAAGAAGGGAGCGUCGACCUCUGCUUUUGCUAGCUCAGGCUUUGCCAAACUGGCUGCCUCGAGUGCAUCCCCGUUCGGUUCGUUGGGAAAUGGGGCCAAGGGGAGCGUCUUCGGCGGCUCAGCAUCAAACACCUCGCCCUUUGGCGGCCCGUCGCCUUCCAAGCCUGCCGCCGCCUCCCCAGCCCCUACACCCACUCUAAGUUUUGGCGGUGCAGGCGCAGCAUCUUCGCCCUUCGCCAGCGUUAAGCCCACUGGCACGAAUGGCGGUUUUGGCUCGGCCUUUGGCAGUGCCUUUGGCGGCGGCCUUGGCAGCAAGCCCCUCAGCAGCUUUUCCAAAACGGGCGAGUCUUCAUUCAAAACCGAAAGAGCAGCCAAACCAUUCGGUGCGCCCGAUAGCGACGCCGAAGAGGGCUGCGACGAUGACGCCGACGAUGACGCCGAGGCUGUCUCUGAAUCUGGCGACAAGGAGGAAAGAGAGGAGUCCGACAAGGAAGAAUCCAAGGCCGUGGAGGAUAAGAAAAGAACCAGGCUGCAGAAGAUCACUGUCGACGAUGGCGAAGCCGGUGAGGCGACCGUGCUCCAGGUCAGGGCCAAGAUAUUUUACUUGGAAAAGGAAGUCGGCUGGAAGGAGCGUGGAUCUGGCAUGCUCAAAAUCAACGUACCCGAGGCGUGCGUUCAGUUCGAUGACGCCGGACUGCCGAUACCUGGCUCUUUUGACGCAUCGGGGCUGGAAGAGGACCCCGAGGCCGGUGACAGCAGCGGUCACAAGGUGGUUCGUCUCAUCAUGAGACAGGACCAAACACACAGAAUUCUUCUGAACACGGUCAUCCUUCCCGCUAUGCAGUUCCAGGAGAAGGCGACGUUGAAGUCUGUCGGUGUCAUGUUCACGGCCUUCGAAGGUGCGGAGGCCAAGCCUGUGAGCGUUCAUGUCAGGAUGAGCGCUGCUAGUGCAAAGUCAUUCCUUAAUGAGGUGGGAAUGGUACAGAGAGAGCUCUCAGGAAACUGAACAACUGAGCCCUUUGACAUAAGCGGUCCAAUGGGUAUCGAACGGCGUUGAAGGCCACGCGUGUUUUUUUUUCAGACGAUACAGAUCUGGAAUACAGACCUGAAUAUGUAGUACCACCCAGGGAAGGCUGGCGUGGGAAUUUCUGGGGGCGGGACAGCGGGCGAAGAAGACACAGGCAUAUAGGCACAAUUGGUGGGAUGGCGGAGGUUUUGUAAAGGGUGCCAUUCCAGUUUGACUAUGCGGAUACCUCAGGUCUUAGGUCGCUAUCCUGUCACGAUAUCAGAAAAGCAGGCAUUCAUCUGAUGCGUUUGAAUAUCAAUCAAGCGCAAU